Molecule: messenger RNA, 1350 nt
Organism: Coniosporium apollinis CBS 100218
Lineage: Eukaryota; Fungi; Ascomycota; Dothideomycetes
Exons: 3
Coding region: 1-1350 (449 amino acids)
Molecular function (GO): nucleosome binding; histone binding
Source: RefSeq, a predicted model, not a curated record
AUGCACAAAGUCUCAGCGGUCCCCAGCCAGAAACUUAUACGCGACAUCUCGAGCUAUAUCAUCGAGCUCAUCGCUGCUCGAGAUGCCAACCUCGCAGCAGCACAGGCCGCAGGAGCCGUCCCUGGUCCGCCUGUGGCAAUUACUGCGGUCAUUUCCCCGCCGCCCGGGGCCGCUACACUGCCUGAAUCUACCGAGCCGGCCUCCAAGAAACGAAAGCUGAACGAGCCGGUACCAAUCCAGAAUGGCACGAGUGAGGCGAUACCGGCCUGGCGCGAUCCUGCCGGCGAGAUAUUCUACUCUGGCGACGACACCAGCUUCUCCCUACCAGCGCGCAAGAAACUGCGUUACGAGUUUAUAAGGACAACCCCGAACAGCGUAGAUGGUGGCAUCCGGACUCUAGAUGGUAAAGGCGAAGUGCAGUUCGGCGUGGACUGGAAAGAUAUCGACCAGAUAUUCUGCCUCCCUGUGCCCGACCGCGCCAAGCGCGCUGAUAAUUUCGUCGUCAUACCCUACCACGGCAACGGUAUCGAGCCACCUCCACCUGGCCAACCAGCGCCCGAGCCCAUUGUUUGGACAUACCAGGGGCCAGGGGCGAAAGCGCUCAAGGAUGAAGGGCUAGAAGAGGACCCUGAGCCGGCGAAAACAUGUCAUGCGCUCAAUGAGCAGCUGAAGAAAUUCGGGAAGAGCGUGGUAUUACCCGACGAGAAAGAGUUCGCGAGUACGCUGGUCAACCCGUCCCGCAAAGGCGAGACAGUGUACAGCGUCAAAGCGCACAGGGGCAGCAAAGAAGGCUACCUCUUCUUCACCUCCGCCGGCAUCCUCUUCGCCUUCAAGAAACCCCUCUUCUACUUCCCCUUCUCCGCCAUCGCCUCUAUCUCCUACACCUCGGUCCUCCAGCGCACCUUCAACCUCGCAGUCACAACCAACGACACACCCAACGCACCGUCUCAAGAGAUCGAGUUCAGCAUGCUCGAUCAGGCAGACUAUGCUGGCAUCGAUCAGUAUAUCAAGCGCCACGGCCUCAAUGACGCGAGUUUGGCGGCGAGCAGGAGGGCACAGGUGUACAACGUCAACGUCAAGGCGGAGAAGAACGGCGAGGCGGCGAAUGGGACGGUGGAUGGGGAUGAGGAUGAGGAGUCAGAGCUAACGAAGGCUGAGAGGCUGUUGCAGGAUGCGGAGGAUGAGGAAGAGGAGGACUACAAUCCUGGUAGUGAGGGUCAGAGCGAGGGUGAGGGGGAUAGUAGCGAGGAGGAGGAAGGAUAUGGCGAAGCGAAUGACGAGGGUGGUGAUGGAGGGGAAGAGGACCUAGUGGACGAGGAACUAGGGAGUGAAGCUGAAGAUAUGGAGUAA